This is a messenger RNA of Corythoichthys intestinalis (scribbled pipefish), 2860 nucleotides long. It is a transcript of the gene asb6, whose product is annotated as ankyrin repeat and SOCS box containing 6. The coding region runs from base 193 to 1488 and encodes 431 amino acids. NCBI's taxonomy places the organism in Eukaryota, Metazoa, Chordata, Actinopteri, Syngnathiformes, Syngnathidae. The record is from RefSeq and is a predicted model, not a curated record. Gene Ontology annotation, biological process: intracellular signal transduction. The transcript is spliced from 7 exons. Gene Ontology annotation, molecular function: protein binding.
UUGUCAAUGGAGCGUUGAACAUUUCCUGCUUUCUAUGAUGAUCCGUGUUUGUUUUUUUUUGUAAUUGCAUGUAACGGAUAUGACGACGGGAUGUUUUCUUUAGUGUUUUCUUAAGCAUUUAAUUUGAACAAACAACGGAAAGAGGACACGAAACGAGGUUGGGGAACACCAACCCCCAAGAUUUCAGGAGCCAUGCCUUUCCUACAUGGUUUUCGACGGAUUAUUUAUGAGUAUCAGCCAUUGGUGGAUGCUAUCAUGAGUGUAGUGCAGCUUGAAGAGGAGAGUCGUCACGAGAGCAGGAGUCAAGAAGAUGAGAGACGUCUUUGCAGUUCUUUAGUUGAACUGCUGGAGCGAGAGUCCCACUCUGAAAUGUUUUUAGAAGGGAUCAGCUCUGCUCUGUUUAAGGUGGCCGAGCGAGGACUGGUGCAGGCUGCUAAAGUCCUUCUGCGUUACAGAGCAGAUCUUCAUUUUGAGGACCCAGUGUCAUUCUACAAUCCACUGCAUAUAGCAGUUCUGAGGAACAGACCAAACAUGGUGAAAUUGCUUGUCGAGCACAAAGCUGACAUUGAAAAGAAACAUAGAAUCCAUGAGAGCAGCCCUUUAGAUCUUGCCAGCGAGGACUUGGACCGUCUGCCCUGCCUGCUUGCAUUGCUUGACCUGGGUGCCAAUGUGAAUGCAUGUGAUAAACAAGGAAAAUCCCCUUUGCUUCAUGCCUUGCAAAGCAGUGAUGGCCUGACUGUGAACAAUACAGAAAACAUCCAGCUUCUCCUUCAAAGAGGUGCUGAUGUCAAAGCUGUUACAAAAGAUGGUGAAACAGUUGAAUCUUCGUUGGUCUUUCUGGUCAAGGAGGCACUUGACGCCAGCCCUGAGGAUGCUGCUGAGAUUGGAAAGUUCUGCCUUAAAACUACGCGAUUACUGCUGGCCCAUGGUGUGGACCCCAGCAAUGAUGCGAAUGAUGGCGAGUCCUCGCUGACCCAAACAAGUCUGGAGCACUUUGACCUGCUCUUCCCCCUGGCGGUGCUCAUAAUCCAGAGUGGAGCAUCUUUAGUUUGUGCCCACAGUGACUCCUGCUGGCGAGCUUCCACAAUUAUUUUCCAGCGGCUUCAGUCAGCCCUGCGACAGUGCUCAGAUCCCAACUAUGCCUCCGAGCUCAUUCAGCAAGCCGAGUUGCUGCUGGACCUAGCCAGGGUAAACUACCCCACAGUGCAUUCAGGGCUGGGACCUCCUACAUUUGCGCAAGACCCUCACCCAUAUGCUCAAGAGCUACAAGAUCUAUACAACCGGGUCGUCGAACAUGAUACCUCCCCUCCUGCCCUCAGGUGUCUUUGCAGGGCAUUUAUAAGGAGACAACUCCAAAUUUGGCCACUGGAGGAGAGAAUCAACGCUUUGCCAUUACCAGACAGACUAAAGGGAUUCCUUCUUCCCGAGCGCAUGUAUAAGCCAAAGCCUGGUUGGGACUGCUUUAAGCCCCAGGAAAGUCAGCGCUGAUCAUAUGCUUUGUUCUAGUGGAAAUUUUGCUUUUGUACAGAGGUGUCCAAACUACAGUCCAUGGGCCAAUUGCAGCCCGUGGCCGUUAUUAUUGGCACACAGCUACUUACGAAAUCACCAAUGACAAUUGCUCACACAAGAAGCUCGAGUUCAGCCUACAUUUUGUUGCGCUUCUCAGCUUCAACACUAGUUGGAGCUAGUCACAAACUGUGCCUCUCCAUUUCAGAGGUCAAAACAUUACAACAUGUUGAAAUCAAGGUAGGAAUUACAGUUGAUGAAUGAAACCAGUAAUAGGCGAGUCGUCCUAAUAACUCUGAUUUUCAUGUUUUCUCCAUGUUUUCACCGUGGUUCAGACAAAGAUGUGCCCAGCAGCCCAACUGUGUAUACAUACAUAAAGUCACCUCCAAAAGAAUUGGACCAGCAAAUUCAUUUCCUAUUUUUUGUCGUUGUAUAGCUACCGAAGAUGUUUGGUUUUCAGAUAAACCGAUUGAAAUAUAACACAAAAGUUCAGAAUUCCAGGUUUCAUUUUGUAGUUUUUACACCCCAGGAAAGACUCUCUUUUCAUAGCACCCAAGUGAGCAAAAAUAUCAGGGCAGACAUUAUAAAACAACCUAAAGUGAAUUAAUAACAUUUGAUAUUUGGUGGCAUUAGCCUUACUUGCAGUAAUUGCAUCAAGACCUGCAACCAAUUUACUUCACCUGGCUGUUUGUUGCAUUCGUCAUUAGAAAUGCUGUUCCAGCCUGUUACUGCAGCCAGUUCUAGUUUGUUUCUGGAGGUUUCUACCUUCAGUUUCCUCUUCAGGGGGUUAAAAAGCAUGUUUUAUAGUGUUCUGAUCCGGUGUUUGACUUUGUCAGUCCAAGACCUUCCACUUUUUUCACCUGAUGAAGCCCUUUGUUAUGUUGGCAGUGUGCUUUGCCAUUGUCCUGUUGCAUGCUGAAGCUGCUCCUGAUUAGUUUGAAUGCAUUUUUCUAUAAAAUGCCAGCCCCAAUGGUUUUAUAGACAUGAGAAUUAUUAUGCUACUACCAUACCUUAUUAAGUUAUCAUCAAUAAAGUAGUGCUGCAACGAUGAAUCGAUUAACUCAAGUAAUUCAAUUAGAAAAAAGCUUUGAGUCAAAUUUUGCUGCUUCGAGUAUUCGUUUAAUUCGAGUGAUGUUGUAAUGAUUUGUUUUCAAAGUGUUGCAUUUAGUUUUAUUGAUUUUGGUGGAGACACUGCCCUCUAUUGGCAACAGUGAAUAUGCCAUAACUCGUCGAAUAUGGCUGGAUCUCGCUUCUCCCUUUUCAGACCAACAUCGAUAUAUUUUGUUUGAGCUAAUAUGCUUGUUCAUGCAUUCGUUAUUUAGAUUAGAAGUAUAUUUAGCAGUUUUCUUUGGGG